AUGCGCGUAUUGGGCGCCAUCGCCAGCGUCCUAAGUGCGUUCUACGCUGUUAGACACGUCGUCGCCAGUAUCCCUGAUUCCGUUUCUAACGUCCGCGUCGCUGCUGACAACGCAUUUGCUGAUGGCGACAUGAAAACGGCUAUUUCGCUGCUGUCCAAGCUCAUUGAGAUGGAACCGACAAACGAGCGGCACCUGUACAAGCGCUUUCGAGCGUACUUAAGUGAACGAAAGUACUCGCACGCUCUUUCGGACUUGUCGUCGUCGCUAGUUGUGAACCCCAAGUUCAAGCAGGGAAUGCUGCAACGCGGCAAGCUCUUGAUGAUGCUGGGACAAUGUGCUGAAGCGUCUCAGGAUUUCCAGACAUAUGUCGAGUUGUACCCGAAGGAGACAGGAGGCCAAGAGCAGCUGGACAAAAGCCAAAACUGUGCAGCUUCCAUCGACGAGGCUGAGCGCGCUCAAAGUCGCGGUGAUUACCAGUCAGCGUACACGCACUUGACUGAGGUACUAGAAGGGUCGGCUAUCUCUAGUGUUCCGCUGCUCCUGGAGCGAGCGCAAUUGAGUGUGUCAAUGGAGAACCCGUACGAUGCGAUUGCAGACCUUGGCACCAUCUUGAAACUCGAUCCCUCGAAUCUCGUUGCGCUGCAAAUGCGUGGCGAGGUCUUGUACUCGCUUGGUGACAAGCAGUCACUCGAGGCAGCUCAGUCGCACUAUCGCCAGGGGUUGCACUCGGACCCUGAGCACAAGGGCAUCAAGGCUUUGUACCGGAGUCUGAAGAAGUUGCUCAAGUUCGUGAAGCGAGCUGAGGACUCUAUGCAACGUGGUGCGCACGUUGAAGCAGUGGAGUAUUGGCAGUCUGCACUUGAGGUGCAUCCAGAGCACUUUGUGAUGAACAAGGAGUUUUAUCUGCAGUUGUGUGCGAGCGAGAUGCAUUUGAAACACUUUGCCGAGGCACGUGACGCGUGUGAAAAGGUUGUGGACAUCGAUAGUGACUACGCUCAGGCCUUUGCCCAAUUGAGUGAAGCACAAAUUGGUCUCGAGCUCUACGAAGACGCGGUUCGAUCUGCUAAGCGAGCGCUAGAGCUAGAUGACUCGAGUCGCGAGUUUAAAGAAAAGGUCGUGCAGGCGGAGGCAGCGCUCAAGCAGAGCAAGACCAAAAAUUACUACAAGAUUCUGGGCGUGUCCCGCAAAAGCGACGCGAAAGCAAUCAAGAAGGCGUAUCGCAAGCAAGCGCUUGAAUGGCACCCGGACAAACACAUUGAUAAGGAUGAGACUGAGCGUGAGGCGAUCGAGAAGCGCUUUCGUGACAUUGCACAAGCAUACGAGAUUUUGUCGAAUGAGGAAACGCGUGGUAUGUACGACCGCGGUGAAGAUGUCACGGGCAAUGCUCAACCGCAGCAGCAACAGCAGCAGCCGUUCGGUAACGCACAGUUUUUCCAGCAGGGUGGCCGCACGUUCCACUUUAACUUCGGAGGUUAG
Peronospora matthiolae is the source of this 1476-nucleotide messenger RNA. The record is from the annotation of a GenBank genome assembly. Lineage: Eukaryota; Oomycota; Peronosporomycetes; Peronosporales; Peronosporaceae.